UGAUCCCCCGGGACUCACAUACUUGGUCUCUUUCCCCUUCUUCUCCCUUUAUUCUCCUUCUGCCUCUCACCGGGUCUUCUCUCUCCUUGGGUUCCUCCCUUCCUCUUUCUCUUCCCUCCCUCCUUGACUCUCUCCUUCUUUUCUAGAUCGGGAGGUCAGAGUCCAAGGCCCGGCCCCGGAGCUUCUUCUCCCCCCUCCGGCCACUGCCACGCCACCCGUUCGUUGCCGUCUCUCGGAGAUCCCACGGGACCAAGACCUGCCUUGUGUCUCUCACCAUGCUCCCGGCCCUGGCCCUGAUCUGGGCUCUGGUGCUGGGGGCAGAGGGGAGCCCAGCCAACAGCCCUCCUCGCCUCCGACUCUCCUUCCGAGAGCUCUGGGCUCGGCAUGGCCUGCGCACCUUCUCGCUGCCCCGUACCUGCUGCUACGAGGCUCUGCUGCUGGAUGAGGAGCGUGGAAGGCUAUUCGUGGGUGCCCAGAACCAUGUGGCCUCCCUGAGCCUGGAUAACAUCAGCAAACAGGACAAGAAGCUGGCCUGGCCGGCGCCUGUUGAGUGGCGAGAAGAAUGCAACUGGGCUGGCAAGGACAUCAGUGCUGAGUGUGUGAAUUUUGUGAAACUGCUUCACCCCUACAACCGAACUCACCUGUACAUCUGUGGGACGGGGGCUUUCCACCCCGUCUGUGGCUUCCUGGAGGUUGGGUACAGGAUGGAGGAGCCAAUGCUGAAGCUGGUUGUAAAUAGCCUGGAGGACGGGAAAGGGAAGAGCCCCUAUGAUCCCAAACACCGGGCGGCCUCUGUGCUUGUGGGGCAGGAACUUUAUUCCGGAGUGGCCACAGACCUCAUGGGCCGGGACUUCACCAUCUUCCGAAGCCUUGGCCGGCGUCCCAACCUCCGAACGGAGCAGCAUGAUUCUAGGUGGCUCAAUGAGCCCACAUUUGUGAAGGUUUUCUGGAUCCCGGAGAGUGAGAAUCCCGACGACGACAAAAUCUACUUCUUCUUCCGGGAGGUGGCCGUGGAGGGGAACCCAGGCCUGGGCAGGGUGUCCGUGUCCCGGAUUGGCCAGAUCUGCCGAAAUGACCUAGGAGGACAGAGGAGCCUGGUGAACAAGUGGACCACAUUCCUGAAGGCCCGGCUGGUCUGCUCUGUGCCCGGGGUGGAUGGGGCCAGCGACACAGUCUUUGAUGAGCUUCGCGAUGUGUUCCUGCUCCCCACAAAGGACCGAAGGAGCCCCCUUCUCUAUGCUGUUUUUUCCACCUCCAGCACUGUGUUCCAGGGCUCGGCUGUCUGUGUGUACAGCAUGAAUGAUGUCCGGCGCGCCUUCCUCGGACCCUUUGCCCACAAGGAGGGACCCAGCUACCAGUGGGUUUCCUUCCAGGGCCGGGUGCCCUACCCCCGCCCAGGCAUGUGUCCCAGUAAGACCUUCGGCACCUUCGGUUCCACCAAGGAUUUCCCAGACGAUGUGAUCCAGUUUGCCCGAAACCACCCCUUGAUGUACAACCCCAUCCUGCCUGUGGGUGGGCGCCCCAUCUUCCUCCGAACUGGCACCGACUACACCUUCACUCAGAUCGUGGCUGACCGCGUGGCCGCGACCGAUGGCCACUACGACGUCCUGUUCAUCGGCACAGACAUUGGCACAGUCCUCAAGGUGAUCUCGGUACCCAAGGACAGCUGGCAAAGCACUGAAGGACUUCUGCUCGAGGAGCUGCAGGUGUUUGAGAAUGCUGUGGCCAUCAUCAACAUGCAGAUCUCCUCCAAGAGGCACCAGCUUUAUGUGGCCUCCCAGAGCGGUAUCUCUCAGCUGCCCCUGCACCGGUGUGCCGCCUAUGGCCGUGCAUGUGCCGAAUGCUGCCUGGCCCGGGAUCCCUACUGUGCCUGGGACGGGGCUGCCUGUACCCGCUACCUGCCCAAUACCAAGAGGAGGUAUCGGCGCCAGGAUGUUCGGAAUGGGGACCCCAACAUACUGUGUUCUGGGGACCCCCCACGCCAGACGUUGCUGGAGAAGAAGCUGUUUGGAGUUGAAGGCAGCAGCACCUUCCUUGAAUGUCAGCCCAAAUCCCUGCAGGCCCAAGUAUUGUGGACCUACCAGCGGGCAAGUGAUAGCCCCCGAACCCAGGUACACUUGGACGACCGGGUGAUCCAGACAGACCGGGGCCUCCUCCUCCUCAGCCUGGGUCCCCAGGACACUGGAUUCUACCACUGCCAUGCUACUGAACAUGGCUUCACGCAGCCCCUCCGGCGGCUCACCCUGCGAGUGGUGGGUGCCCACCAGGCUGAGCAGCUGACCAGGGGCGAGGAGGCCCAGGGAAUGGGGGCAGGGUCACCUGCUAGCCAUAAACUCUGGUACAGAGACUUCCUGCAGUUGGUGGAUGCACCUGGGAGAGGUGGGGGAAGCCCUAUGUGCCCCCCAUCUUGGAGUAGUGCGAAGGAGCCCUCAGUCCUUGGGCCUCGGCCAAAGGGACACAAGUGGAAACAUCUUGAGGAGAAGCGGAAAGGAAGGAACCGCCGGACCCACCCCCCAGACCCUCCCCGGGCUGAUCGGGGACCUCGAAGUGCCGCCCAAUGAUGACCCCUGCCACCUGUUCCCCAGACAUCAGUGGGGAUUGAGGGGCCAAGGGACCAAGCUGGGUGUCUUGCUUCCUGCCUAAUUGGGGUACCUUUCAACCCCUCAAUGUGGAGAGGGGACCCAGGAGAAAUAGACUGGCCUUUUGGGGGCAGGGGGGUCCCCUUUCAAUCUCCCUGCCCUGGGGGCCCAGAGCCGGGGAUACAACCACUGAUAUAUUUAUUAACAGACCGUAACCAAUGAAUGUAACCCCAAGAGGGGCCAGGGAUGAGACCAGGGGCCUGCCGGUGGUCUGAGGUCAGUCCAUCCCCUCCCUCUUAGUGCCUCAUUUCCUGCUUGUUAGGUCUGGGCCCAGCAGACAGGGCCGGCAGUGCCUGGGGAUCCGGAAAGUCCACUGACCAACCUCCCCACUGUCCCUGGACUAGACAAUCAGUUCCAGGAGGAGGGACACGAGGACAUGUCCAGGAUAUGAGAGUAUGGGGGAGAACUGCACCUCCCCCCCAGCCUUAGGAAAGAGCAAAGAUCACCAUUUCUUAGGGCUUGAGUAAAAGCUGGGAGCUUUCCCCUGAGGCUAGAGGCCCCCCAGAAAGAGAGAGGAGAACUAGCAGGUGACAUGGAGUGAUUAUGGGACAGGACUGGGGAAUGGAGGGAAUGUACUAAGUUCAUACAACAAACAGGUGAUUAGCCAAGGAGGAGGCAUGGCCUUGCUGUGCCAGGGACCACAAAGAAUUGUGGGGAUCACAUGUGUGACUGUAUGUAUAUGUUUGUAUGUCUCAGUAUGGAUGUGUGUACAUGAGAAGGCAGCGGGCUACUGGGGAGAGAGCUUUGGCCUGAGUUUAAGGUCAGACUCUGUCACUAAAUUCACUGUGUGAUCUGGGGUGAGUCCCUCCCCUCUCUGGGCCUCGAUUCCCUUUUGUGUAAAAUGGAGAUAAUUCCUGCCCUGCCUACCUCACAGGGCUGUUGUGAGGAACAAGGGAACUAACAGAUGUGAAAGUACUUUGGAAAGUAUAAAGAGCUGUAUAAAUGCAAUAUAUUAUUAUUAUUAUUAU
Molecule: messenger RNA, 3607 nt
Organism: Gracilinanus agilis (Agile Gracile Mouse Opossum)
Lineage: Eukaryota; Metazoa; Chordata; Mammalia; Didelphimorphia; Didelphidae
Gene: SEMA3B
Product: semaphorin 3B
Exons: 17
Coding region: 276-2561 (761 amino acids)
Biological process (GO): positive regulation of cell migration; negative chemotaxis; negative regulation of axon extension involved in axon guidance
Molecular function (GO): chemorepellent activity; semaphorin receptor binding
Source: RefSeq, a predicted model, not a curated record